This is a messenger RNA of Lodderomyces parapsilosis, 2934 nucleotides long. RefSeq names its product Dal81p (gene DAL81). NCBI's taxonomy places the organism in Eukaryota, Fungi, Ascomycota, Pichiomycetes, Serinales, Debaryomycetaceae. The record is from RefSeq and is a predicted model, not a curated record. Bases 1 to 2934 code for a protein of 977 amino acids. Gene Ontology annotation, biological process: DNA-templated transcription. Gene Ontology annotation, cellular component: nucleus. The transcript has a single exon. Gene Ontology annotation, molecular function: zinc ion binding; DNA-binding transcription factor activity, RNA polymerase II-specific; DNA binding.
AUGGUGGCCCAGAACCUUUCAAAUAAUGGUGAUUCAAGUCUGAGUGAAAGUAGGAAGCAAGAUGAAGAAUAUACAAAUCCACAAAACCAGUCCGCAUCCCACAGCCAUAUUACGUCAAAUUUGAAAGAAGACAAGGAUAAUUUAAACGAGUCGUAUGAUGACUCCAACUCUUACAAUGAAAAUAACCAAGCACAAGAUAAUGCAGUCGAACCAAAGUAUCCCCACCACUAUACGCCAGAAGCCACACUGGAUCCUCCACAUCUCUUCAACUCCAGCAAUCAAAUCAAUGGCACAUAUGGCAACCAACAAUCAAGACCUCCUACAACACAACCAAGUUCAGGUUACCUCGAUCCUCAAUGGGGAAAUAUGAUGUUUGAUCCCAGUGCAGCCGAUUAUUUGUACGACAUUGAAUUACCAUCACACCUAUCACAAUCAGGAAACAACACGGGAAGCAAUGAUACUAAUAUCAUGCACCACAUACAGUACCAGAAUAAUGUACAUCCAGAAGUGAACAAUUCUCCUGCUCCGGAAAGUUUCAGCAAUCAAAACCAGCGCGUUUCACUACCCUACAGGGAGGAUACAUUAAGCCAGAGCCAGCUGCCCCAAACAACUUUAUCUCAGCAACCAAGAGAUUUUACUCCAAGUGUGGCAGCUCCACAUGGACCCAAUUCGUCAAAACCAACAAAACAACGACGCCCCUGUGAUCAAUGCCGAAGACGAAAGACCAAAUGUGUCAUUGUCCCUAAUACAAACAACUGUGUUCAAUGUGAGGCAAAACAGUUAACAUGUACAUACACUACUCCCGCUGCGAAAAGAAAAUCAUCGGAACUAGAACUGGAUACUCAAAAGAGAGGAAGACCCAAUGUCGCGGCACCUGUUGAAAAUAAUCGAAUACCAGAUGUGCCAAUACGAGAGGUGGCUCCUGUUCAAGAUUACUCUGCCAUGAACAACUCCUUACUUAAAAAGACAUUGUCCUUGCAAUUCCCUCGCUCGAGUUUCUAUGUGGGACCAACCAAUUACUUGUACGAUGUCAACUUGUUGAAUCAAAUUAUUGAUAACCGUAACAACAAUAACAAUCCAAGUGGCGCUGCAAAGAUUGAACAAGCAAGUUUAAGCAGUUCUAUAUCUUUGAGAAAAGUUAGCGAUAAGGUGCAUUUCGUCUUGAAAGACGAUCAGUCACCUCAGUCCUACCAAACCAUGUCAAACGAUGUUGAUACCAUUGAAAAACUCAUUUCUCCCCAUGGGCAAAUCUUGAUUGAUUUGUAUUUCAGAAUCAUCCACCCAUCGUAUCCAAUUGUGCAUAAAAAGGUCUUUUUGGAGAAGUAUGCACGCACACAUCGAGAAUUCACUGCGCCCUUGAUAGCGGCUGUGUAUGUGCUAGCAAUUCAGUGGUGGGACUAUGAUCCACAAUUGAAUCGAUUCCCUAAACCCAAUGUGGAACUCAUACUAAAAAUAGGGCUCAAAAACUAUCUUCAAGAGAUCCUUAAACGACCAAAAUUGAGUGCUGUCCAAGCAGGAUUACUAUUAUUGCAAUGCAAACACAUUAUCAGCUGCAAAGCUACAAAUAACCAAGUUCAAAAUAGUGGCGACGCAGAUUACUCGGAAUGGGUUCUUUGCUCUCAAGUUGUCUCACUAGCCGAAGAGCUAGGGCUCGGUUUAGAUUGUAAUAAUUGGAAAUUACCGAAAUGGGAACGAGGCUUGAGGAAACGGUUAGCUUGGGCUGUGUACAUGGAAGACAAGUGGCUUUCAUUGAAAGAUUCCCGACCAUCUCAUAUCAAUGAGAACAACUGGAUUGUUUUACCACUCUAUGAGGUGGAUUUUCCUGAUAAACAUGGAGAUGGAGAUUUGAAAGAAGGGUCGUCAGAUUUGGACACUGGAAAGAAAGUAUUUACAAAUCUAAUUGAACUAUCCAAGAUUUUGUCGGAAAUAUUGGAUCAAUUCUACUCAAUGAAGGCAAUGAGAGAAAUCACAAACAUUAGCGAGGUGUUGAAGUUGGCUAAACCGUUACAGUUGCAACUUCGAAACUGGUUUUAUUCAUUGCCGAGCGAGUUGCAAAUGAACUUGGUCCAACCAAGAAAAUUGUGCUCCAAUGGGUACUUACACUUGGCUUAUUUUGCCACUGAAUUGACGUUGCAUAGAAAGAUCACCACGAUCAUUUAUCAACAAACAAAUGCUGGUGACCCACCACCACCAGAAUUGAUCAAUGUGUGUCGAUCAGCAGCAAAAACCCGUUUACUAGCUUCCAUUGAGUUUGUUCGUGACUUGAAGCCCGAGCAUAUUCAUUCCUUUUGGCAUUCUUCGUCGUCGUCUAAUUUUACCUUGAUUGGUACAUUUGCAGCAAUUUUAUUCAUAUCGUCGCCAACGCAAGAAGAAGCAAAUUUUUAUCGAGAUCAAAUAUUCAAUUAUCGAUGGAUUUUGAAGAUUUCUUCAAAAGGAUUUGACCAAGUUGCUGAGGCGUUAUCUCAAUUGGAUUUGGUUUUAGGCAAUAUACCAGGUUUGCUCAAUGAUAAUGUCGACAUGCCAAUGGUCUUGCCCAAUGUCCAAGAUCAACAAAUUAUGCCACCAACGAGUCAAAGUAAUAGUCCAUUCGCUGUUCCUCAAAGUCAGCAACCGCAGCUGCAACAGCUGCAGCUGCAGGUUCCAAGCGUGGCGCUGCGUCCAAAUGUUUCCUUCAAUGGUAACCCCACCAAUCAACAAAAGAUGAGGAUGCCGUCCAAUUUGCGAGAGUCACCCUACAACUCUCCUCAAAGUUUUUACACGCCACCUUUUGUUCCUUCUCCACAAACCAGAGCUGUCAAUUCACCUCACAACUCUCAAGGAACUACAUCGCGAGCAGUGUCACCGAAAGCCUAUGCCAAUAGGGGCUCAAACUAUACUGGCCAAUCUCCUCAUUCAUCCGUUGUCACCAAGUCACCAGAGUCAACUACAAAGUAA